AUGUCAUUUUUCAGACGCGCAGGCAGCUCAUCGGAAAGCGAUUCAUCAUCUGAGGAAGAAGAACUUUUAUCUUCAUCUGGGUCUGAAGAUGAGGAAGCACCACCACAAAAGCAAGAAUCAAAGCCAAUGUCUAGAUUCUUAAAGACAGCUGGCGGCGAUAGCUCCUCAUCCUCAGAAUCAUCCGAUGAAGAAGAUUCUGAUGAUUCUGACGACGAUGAAGCUCCAAAGAAAUCAAAGUUCCUUAAAGGCGCUCAAUCUGAUGAUUCAGAUCAAGAGGAAGAUACGAAGAAGAUUGUUAAAUCAGCAAAAGAUAAGAGAGUUGAGGAAAUGGAAUCUAUCAUAAAAUCUCUCGAUAAUGCCCACAAGAUCAGUGACUGGGCUGCUAUCAACACGGAAUUUGACAAAUUGACGCGUCUUAUCAUUCGUUUACAAACACUUCAUGAACCAAUUCCUGCCAUGUUCAUUAAAACUUUAGUUACGCUCGAUGAUGACUUGAAGAGCGACAAGGGCGAUACAAAGAAGAAGUUGAAUGCUACCAACAACCGUGCAAUGAACGGUAUGCGUCAAAAGAUUAAAAAGAGUAUAAGGGAUUGGGAAAAGGACGUUGAAAGCUACCGCGUGAAUCCUGAAGAGUACGAGUCAAACGCUGCUGCCGUUUCUGCCGCUCAUGCUCCAGGUGUUGCCCCAACCAAACCAAGAGCUGAAAAAGCUGAAAAAGCUGCAGAUGAAAAUGGUCUUGGAUUCUCAACCAUCGGUAAAGCCGGUAAAGCUACAGAUGAACCAACUAUUACACCUGAAACUUUAUUCAGGCACUUAUCUGGUAUCCUAGAAGCUCGUGGUAAGAAGAACACUGAUAGAAGUGAACAAGUUCGUACACUUGAGAAGCUUCUUAAGGUUGCGUCAACUCCUUACUCAAAGAUUCGGGUUCUUUUGGCUUUGAUUUCCUCAAGAUUUGACUACAACGCCACCAACCAAGCACACAUCCCGCCUCCAUCAUGGGUUUUGGCCAGAGCUGAAUUUGAUAGCCUGGUUGAUCUUCUGAUUAGUCAACCACAAUACAUUGUCAGAGAAGAGACUGUAGAAUAUGAAGACUCCGUUGAAAGAAAACCACAGGGCACUGAUGAUGUCGUGCAAGUUCGUGGUUCAUUGGUAUCUUUCAUUGAGAGACUUGAUGAUGAAUUUACCAAGACACUUCAAAAUUCUGAUCCUCACUCACUUGAAUACGUCGAAAGGCUCUCUGCUCAGAAGAGUUUGUAUCAAACAACGGUCAAGACACAAGCUUACUUCGAGCUGAUAAAGGCGGAAUUACCAAUUUCAAGAACUGUAAUGCGCAGACUUGAACAUAUAUACUCCAAGCCAGAUGCUGUUGUUGAAGUAUUAGAAAAGUCAGCAAACCAAGCCCUUGGUCAAUUGAAGUCAACCAUUACACCACUACAGUCUACAUUCUCAUCAACUAAGUUAGUUCAUCAACUCUGUACUUAUCUCUACGGUGCCUCCGAUGGCUUAUUACGUACGAGAGCAAUGCUUUCUCAUAUUUAUCAUCACAGUUUACACAACAACUUUCACACAGCUCGUGAUAUGUUCUUAAUGUCCCACUUACAAGAAAGCAUCAGCAGGGCCGAUGUUGCAACUCAGAUAUUGUUCAAUCGUACAGUAGUUCAAUUAGGUCUUUGUGCAUUUAGAUCAGGUUUGAUUAGAGAGGCUAGAGAUUCGUUGAGAGAAAUAUUCCAAUCAGGUAGACCAAAGGAAUUGUUAGCACAGGGAGUAACGCAACAAAGAUACAUGACUAUGACACCUGAACAAGAACGUGCAGAGAAGUCAAGACAAGUUCCCUUCCAUAUGCACAUCAACUUAGAAUUAUUAGAGGCUGCAUACUUAGUCAGCUGCAUGCUGAUCGAAAUACCAAAGUUGGCUUCAGCUGCUGAAGAUCCAGAUGCUAAGAGGAAGAUUUUAUCAAAGGCUUUCAAGAGGCAAUUAGAUUUCGCAGAAAGGCAAGCAUUCAAUGGACCACCGGAGAACACACGUGAUUAUAUCAUGCAAGCUUCAAAAGCUUUGCAACAAAGUGAUUGGGAAAAGUGUCGUGAUUUGAUUCAUGGUAUAAAGAUCUGGUCAUUAAUGCAAGGUGAAAGUCAAACGAAGGAGAUGUUGACAAGCAAAAUACAAGAAGAAGCAAUGAGAACAUACUUGUUCGCAAAUUCAUCAUUCUAUGAGAACAUAUCAAUCUCCAUACUGUCCUCUGCGAUGGAAUUGGAUGAGAAACAUGUGAACUCGAUAAUCUCAAAAAUGAUAUGGUCUGAAGAAUUAUCAGCAACAAUUGAUCAAUCCAACAACGUUGUAGUGUUCUCAAAGGUCGAACCAACAAGACUGCAGUCAUUAUCAAACCAAUUGCUUGAUCGCGCAAAUAGCUUAGUAGAGUUGAAUGAGAAAGCAUGGCAAUUGAAGUUUGAUGAUGGUACUAAUAAGUCAGAUGAUUUGAGCGCAAGAAUUCGUCGUGGUAACCGAGGACAGGGUCAACAAAAAAGCAGUAGGCCACAGUUCUCCAAUCAGACGAGAAAAGUACCUGUAUAA
Wallemia ichthyophaga EXF-994 is the source of this 2568-nucleotide messenger RNA. Its product is annotated as Eukaryotic translation initiation factor 3 subunit C. The record is from RefSeq and is a predicted model, not a curated record. Gene Ontology annotation, molecular function: translation initiation factor binding; translation initiation factor activity; RNA binding. NCBI's taxonomy places the organism in Eukaryota, Fungi, Basidiomycota, Wallemiomycetes, Wallemiales, Wallemiaceae. The transcript is spliced from 4 exons. Gene Ontology annotation, cellular component: eukaryotic translation initiation factor 3 complex. Bases 1 to 2568 code for a protein of 855 amino acids. Gene Ontology annotation, biological process: translational initiation.